CCCGCGACAAAAUCAUCGAACCUAAACCCUAACUUUGCGAUUGUUUAACCCUUUUCCGACGAUUUGAUGGGGAGCGAUAAGCAUGUGGAAUCAAACCACCGCAAGCAUCGUCGGUCGUCUUCUUCGUCUGAUGAAGUCGUUAAAUCUGCGAAGCGGUACAAGGACCGUCAUCAUCACAAGCAUCAACACAGUCACCAUCGUCGUGAUGAAGAGUAUGUUUCUCAGGAUGAAGAGUAUGUUUCUCAGGAUCCUUACGGAGUCGGGAACGGUGGAGAACUUGAGAUGGAGGAAGGGGAGAUUUCGAACAAGAGAUUAGAGAGGGGAAGAAGCAGUGAUCAUAGAGAUAGCAGCAGAGGAGUGAGGGAUAGAGACAACGACAGAGGCGGGAGGAAUAGAGAUAAAGCCAGGAGUACUAGUAGAGAGACAGGGACGAGGGAGAAUGAAAGAGAUAGAGGAAGAAGAGAGUUGGAAAGUGAUCGGGAGAAACAUAAAACUUUUGAUGAUGGAUAUGGUGAAGUGAGGCAAAAACACUCAUCAAGACAUGAUGCAGAGGAUGAGUUAGAGAUAAGAAGCUCAAGUUCACUAAAGGAAGGCCAUGAUCCUAAUGGAGAAAGGUCCAAAGCUGAUAGACAUGGUGAAGUGAGGCAAAAACACUCAAGACAUGAUGCAGAGGAUGCCUUAGAGAUAAGAAGCUCAAGUUCUGAUCUAAAGGAGGGUCAUGAUCCUAACGGAGAAAGGUCCAAAACUGAUGGACAUGGUGAAGUGAGGCAAAAGCAAUCAAGACAUGAUGCAGAGGAUGAGUUAGAGAUAAGAAGCUCAAGUUCACUAAAGGAGGGCCAUGAUCCUAACGGAGAAAGGUCCAAAACUGAUGGACAUGAUGUUAACGUUAAAGAUCUUGUUUGGUUUUUUGAUCAAGAAGCUGAAGACUUGAAAAUAAUCGAGCAAAGCAGGAGGAAAAUACAAGAGGUAUAUGAGAAACGUAAGAAAGAGUUGGAGCAGUCCUCUAGUGUGGCAGAUGCUCUUGGAAGUGGUGGUACUCUAGGGCCUGUUGCUUCUACAGUUAAGCAAGCUAAAGCUGAGGUGGGUAUUGAUGUCGUAGAUAAUGAAGUCGCCAAGCUAUCAUCGGCAGUUUGUGAAUCACCUGCGCGGCUUGUUAUAUCAGACUCAGAUAGGACACUAGCUUCCGUAGGGCUUGGGGAAGACAGCCCAAAGAGUAACACGUUCAUUGAUGAUAUCUUUGGUGAGUCUCCAGCUGCUGGUACUCGUAAAGGUAAUGGCCUUCUUCCUUUUGUAAGGAGUGGACUCAAUGAUAAUUGGGAUGAUUCAGAAGGUUAUUACAGUUAUCAACUUGGUGAACUACUUGAUAACAGAUAUGAAAUCAUGGCUACUCAUGGAAAAGGUGUCUUCUCUACGGUGGUGCGGGCAAAAGACACAAAAGCUGAAGAAUCUGAACCUGAGGAAGUAGCUAUAAAAAUAAUCCGGAACAAUGAGACAAUGCAUAAGGCCGGCCAGGCUGAGAUACGGAUAUUGAACAAGCUAGCUGGCUCUGAUCCAGAGAAUAAGCACCACUGCGUCCGUCUUCUUUCAACUUUUAAGUAUAGGAACCACCUUUGCUUGGUGUUUGAGUCUCUUCAUUUGAAUCUCCGUGAAGUUGUGAAGAAGAUUGGUGUCAACGUUGGUCUACAACUAUCUGAUGUUAGAUUGUAUGCUGAGCAGUUAUUCAUAUCCCUUAAACAUCUCAAGAACUGUGGUGUUCUUCACUGCGAUAUAAAGCCUGACAACAUACUGGUGAACGAGGGAAGGAACAUGUUAAAGCUUUGUGACUUUGGUAGUGCAAUGUUUGCUGGUGAAAACGAACUUACACCAUAUCUUGCUAGUCGCUUCUACAGAGCUCCAGAAAUCAUUCUUGGAUUAGCCUACGACCAUCCGUUGGAUAUGUGGUCAGUUGGUUGCUGUCUGUAUGAGCUUUAUAGCGGGAAAAUUAUGUUCCCUGGCUCCACAAACAAUGAUAUGUUACGCCUUCAUAUGGAACUCAAAGGCCCUUUCCCUAAAAAGAUGCUUCGCAAGGGAGCAUUUAUCGAUCAGCACUUUGAUCAGGACCUAUGCUUCUAUGGUACAGAGGAAGAUAGUGUUAGUGGAAAGACAGUAAGGAGAAUGAUGGUAAACAUUAAACCAAAAGAUUUAGGUUCAGUAAUUAGACGUCGUUAUGAGGACGAAGAUCCCAAGGUCUUGGUUCAUUUCAGAAAUCUUCUGGACAAAAUUUUCACACUAGAUCCUCAAAAGAGACUUACAGUGUCCCAAGCAUUAGCUCACCCAUUCAUCACGGGCAAGUGAACCUCAUAAUG
Messenger RNA from Camelina sativa (false flax), 2345 nucleotides. RefSeq lists its product as uncharacterized. Gene Ontology annotation, molecular function: ATP binding; protein serine/threonine kinase activity. Gene Ontology annotation, biological process: peptidyl-threonine phosphorylation; peptidyl-serine phosphorylation; mRNA cis splicing, via spliceosome. The record is from RefSeq and is a predicted model, not a curated record. Lineage: Eukaryota; Viridiplantae; Streptophyta; Magnoliopsida; Brassicales; Brassicaceae.